Messenger RNA from Miscanthus lutarioriparius, 1320 nucleotides. The record is from the annotation of a GenBank genome assembly. NCBI's taxonomy places the organism in Eukaryota, Viridiplantae, Streptophyta, Magnoliopsida, Poales, Poaceae.
AUGCCGGAGCCGGAGGAGACGUCGCUCGAGGGCACUCCGACAUGGAUCGUGGCGUCCGUGUGCUCCGGCAUCGUCCUCAUGUCCUUCGUCUUCGAACGCGCGCUCCAUCGCCUCGGCAAGGCACUGGAGCACCGGAGGCAGACCUUGUACGAGGCGUUGCUGAAGCUCAAAGAAGAGCUGAUGCUGCUCGGGUUCGGCUCGCUGCUGCUCGUCGUCUUCCAGGACGUGAUCCAGGACAUCUGCAUCAACGAGAGCCUCAUGGAACGCUGGUUGCCGUGCCGGGGCGCCUCGUCGGCGGCGGCACACCAUCACCGCAGUAUCUUUUCCAUCUUUGGCCGUGACGGCGCCGGCAGCGCGAGGAGGAGGAUGCUCCAAGGAAGACCAGCCUCGGAGCACUGUUCAAACAAGGCCCAAGAAAAAAAGUUCUGGGCCCAUACCCGCCCUCCUCUUGACAUGCCUCGGCCUUUCAGGGACAAGUCCCACUGCUCUCGCUUCCGGCCUUGGAACAGAUCCAUCGUCUUCAUUUUUGUGCUGGCCAUCACUCAUGUUGUUCUCAGCGCCAUCACCGUGCUCCUGGGGCUUCUUCAGAUGCGCAAAUGGAUGCACUGGGAGAACGCCAUCCAAGAAGAGGACGACAGUGGACUUGAGUGGCAGUUUAACAACUAUACCUUCAAUCUGUUCUACUGCAGAUGGUAUCAUUGGAUAUUUGUGAUGAUCUUUCUGCUCCUCAAUGUCACCGGAUGGCACUCCAACUUCUGGAUCUCACUAAUCCCGUUGUCUCUGCUGCUUCUGAUCGGAGCGAAGCUGGAGCACAUCAUAAACAAGUUGGCCUACGAGGUCGCCACGAAGCACACUGCUGCUGCCGAGGACGAAGAGGGUGGCGUGCGCAUGGACGGCAUGGUCAUGAGCCCUUCAGACGACCUGUUCUGGUUCCGGAGCCCCCGGCUGGUACUCAUCCUCAUCCGCUUCAUCCUGUUCCAGAACGCCUUCUUCUUCUGGACGCUGGAGACAUUCGGCGUCAAUUCCUGCAUGAUGGACGGACUGGGAUACAGCGUGUCAAGAAUUGUCAUAUGUGUCAUCGUGGAGGUCCUCUGCAGCUACAGCACGCUCCCUCUCUACGCCAUCGUCACUCAUAUGGGGAGGUUCAGGAGCGCAGCGCCGUCUUCGCGGACGAUGUCGCGGAGCACAUCAGAGGCUGGGCCGACGGCGCGCGGAGGCGCAACAGGGUGGCCGCCGCCGCCGUUGCCAGGCUGUCGGCUGGUAGCGGAGCCGAGCGAGGAAGCAACCGGCUGCACAAUUUUGUGCGACGAAGCAACCUGA